AUGGCCAAAGCUGCAGUGAAGCCUUCAUCUCACAAGAUCUGUUUGCCGGGUCUGCCGCCUCGAAGCCCAGAGGACGUGGGACUGGACUCGCAGGUGCUGGCGGAACAUAGCGAGGCCAACGAGAGACAGAUCGCAAUUGGUUACAUGCCGGGAGUCGCGGAGUGUGCGCUCAAAGACAACUGUCUGGUAUAUGCCGACAUCCGUGGAUACCAGGACAAGGAGGCGAGGAAGCCAAUGACCGAGAAGUCUUUGUUCCGCUGCCAUUCGAUGACGAAGCCGAUCACAGCAGUGGCAUUGAUGGCGUUGUGGGAGGAGGGUAAGCUGGGCUUGGAUGACCCGGUGCACAAAUACAUCCCGGCUUUCCGCCACAUGAAGGUUGCCAAGGGCAAAGUCCACGAAGAUGCCUGCCGGCCGAUUACACUUCGCCACCUGGUCACCCACACCUCCGGCUUGGGUUAUGGCCCCUCGCGCGAGCGAAAGUGCGAAAAGCUGGAUGAGGGGCCGUACACCCGAUUCGUCAAGCGGGUGGAUGCCGGGCUUGUCCCUAACUUGAAGAGCUUCUGCGACGAGCUCGCAUCAUUUCCGCUUCGAUUUCAUCCGGGAGAGAAGUGGGAAUACUCCAUGGGAAUGGACGUCCUUGGCCGUGUGCUGGAGGUGGUGUCUGGAAUGCCUCUGGAUCGCUUCUUCCGGAAGCGGAUCUUCAAGAGGAUUGGAAUGAAAGACACGGCCUUUUCUGUCAGUGCCUUUCGUGCUCGUCGCCGCUUGACCGCGUACUAUGUGACGAAGGCGCGGUCAAAGCACAGAAAGACGAAGCUACCCAACAAGUUCUCUGCGAGACGCGCUGAUGGCCGCCAUCCUCAGUUCAGCGCAUGGGUGCGUGGCCGGUCGCUGCGGGUGCUGUCUGGAGGUGGCAUCUGCGGAUCUUUCGCAGGUGGACUGUUGUCGUCUCUUCGAGAUCAGGCGCUCUUCUGCGCAGCGCUGCUAAACGCAGGCUACUCACAUGCCAGCGGCCGACGAGUACUGGAGCCUGGAACGGUGAGGAUGCUCUGCCGAGAUUGGCUUCGUAUGAAGUCUGUCGCAGACAAGGAUGUUCUCCCUGGGUGGGGCAUGCAUUCUAUGGGCAUUGGAUGGUGUCCUGUCGGUCACUGGAUUCCCGAACUUCACGAGAUGUUUAUGGGUGGAAUAACUACAUCCUGGUCCAUCAACUUCAAUGCGAAGAUCAUCCAAGUCACGAUGACCUCCAGCUCCUGCGAUGCUGAUGUUCAUGGAUGGGAUCAUCGAAGGGACGACCUCGACGGUUGCAUCAAGCAUGCCUUGAAGGUCUGCAAACGAAAGCAGAAGCAUCUGCGCCUGCACCGCCAAAAGUGCUCGAGGAGAAAGUUAACCAGAUCACGGUUGCUUGGACGGCACACGUUUCAUUCGUGGUCUUCAUGUCUUGUAGAUGAAGGAAAUCGAAGGGGUGCAUGCAAAGACUAG
This is a messenger RNA of Symbiodinium sp. CCMP2592, 1476 nucleotides long. The record is from the annotation of a GenBank genome assembly. Lineage: Eukaryota; Dinophyceae; Suessiales; Symbiodiniaceae.